AUGAACUUCUCAGUUCUAUUCGUCUUUUUCGUUGGAGCCUCUCUUCUGUCAAUUGUGGCACCGGCUGUCCCGACAGCUUCCAUUUCUGCUCACGUCUUAGACAUUUCCGGCGGACAUCCAGCUGCUGGAAUCCAGAUUUUGGCUUUUAUUCAACAGAAUGAUGCAUGGACUAAGAUUGGAGCCGAGUUCACACAAGAUAAUGGACGAGUCGAUUGGGUCUCCCCUGACUUUGCCCUGAUUGCUGGUACCUAUCGUCUCGUCUACUUGACUCAACCAUUCUACAAAAACAAGGGAAUCGACAGUUUCUAUCCAUACGUAGAAGUUGUCUUCCAGAUUAAUGACCCAACUCAACAUUAUCAUGUUCCAUUGACACUGAGCCCAUGGGGUUAUUCGACAUACCGUGGAUCUUAA
Molecule: messenger RNA, 411 nt
Organism: Caenorhabditis remanei
Lineage: Eukaryota; Metazoa; Nematoda; Chromadorea; Rhabditida; Rhabditidae
Exons: 3
Coding region: 1-411 (136 amino acids)
Biological process (GO): purine nucleobase metabolic process
Molecular function (GO): hydroxyisourate hydrolase activity
Source: RefSeq, a predicted model, not a curated record